This is a messenger RNA of Episyrphus balteatus (marmalade hoverfly), 784 nucleotides long. It is a transcript of the gene ND-19, whose product is annotated as NADH dehydrogenase [ubiquinone] 1 alpha subcomplex subunit 8. Gene Ontology annotation, biological process: mitochondrial electron transport, NADH to ubiquinone. The record is from RefSeq and is a predicted model, not a curated record. Lineage: Eukaryota; Metazoa; Arthropoda; Insecta; Diptera; Syrphidae. The coding region runs from base 170 to 697 and encodes 175 amino acids. The transcript is spliced from 4 exons.
UUGACGUACAAUUUUAUCUGUCAAAAUUAUUUAAGAAAAAGAAAAUACUGAAAAAAAAUUAUAUUUUUCAAAAAUUCAGUAAUUUUGAAAAAUAUAAUCAAUAUCCUUAUUGGGGAAACGAUAUAAAUCAAUAAUUGGUUCAGUUAUUUGGUCUUAAUAUCUCUUCAAAAUGGUUAUCACCAAUGACAUCCAUCUACCCAGUGAGGAGGAACUUACAGUUCAGGAACUGAAUCUAUCCACUGCAGCCCUAAGAGCUGGCUCAUUUCAUCUUGGAAAGCAUUGUGAAUUUCAGAAUAAUGAAUUCAUGUUAUGUCGACAAGAGCUAGACGAUCCGAGAGCUUGCAUUAACGAAGGCAAAGCUGUUACCGGUUGUGCUCUAGAUUUCUUUCGCAAGGUAAAGAAAACUUGUUAUGAAGAAUUCAUGCAAUAUGCAACUUGUCUAGACAAAAGCAGUGGUAACCAAGCUUUUGGACACUGCCGCAAAACUCAAGGUGUUUUGGAUAAAUGUGUUUUGGAUAAUAUGGGCAUCGAAAGGCCAGAUUUUGGAUACUUUACUCGAGCAAGAAUUCACGCAACCGCACGUCCACCUCCACCACAAAAGGAAAAGACAGUCUAUCCCGAUGCAACUCCUGGUCUGCCAGACGAUUUCCCAAGACCACCAGCCAAAUAUGGUUCCCGUUUCCACUUCCUCGAAUAAGUUUGUUAUAAUUUAUUGAGUAAGUAUUUUUGUUGCAAAAGCAGAAUUCCUUCGGGAUUUCUUGAAUAAAAUUCACUUGAUUAGAAA